GUGGAAUGGCAGUAAGGGUGUGUGUGAGGGUUCGGGGUCACAAGGUGCACACACGCGACGCCGGGACGCGAGCUACUCCAGUCUCUCUUCGCCGCCCACCUCCCCCACCCCCACACGCUCCUCAGUGGACUCCCUGGACAGCCUCCUCUCCCACUCCAGCAUCCAGUCCGCUGCAUUCUGGCAACCCAGGGCGGUGACCAGCGCCGCAAGAUUGACUCCCUCCCCUGCCACUCCUGGUCCUCCUGUCCCUCUAACCCCCAUAUCUUCCUCCCAUAGUCUACCCAUCCCCACCCCGGCUCCAGGCCAGGAGCUCAGUCCCAAUAUCUCCCCGCCGAAGGAGAUCCCUUCCUGGGGUAUGCUGAAGGGCUGCAGGGGGCUYCAUCCCAACACCUGGUUGAAGAGAGGCCGCAGACUGUCGCUGUCGCAGCAGGAGGAUGAGGGGGGUGUGGUGGGUUCCACUAACAAGACUCUCCCCACUAGCAAGUCAUGUCAGGAUAAAGGAGGGCUGAAACAGUCGUAUGAGGACCCCCCCAAGUCCAGCCUGGCCAGAUGCCCCCCAAAGGCAGGAGGGGUGCAGGAUUGCGGCAGGGUGACCAAGGACCGAAGAUCCAGUCAAUGCUCGGUGAGCCCACCAUCGCGCCAGAGGUCCCAGGAGCAUUUCCACUCCUGCCGCUCUCCCUGCUACCAACCAACAGACAGACCCCUCACUGUCAAAGARCUGAGAGAGAUACACAGCMGGGCCUGCGCAGCAAGCAACACAGGAUAUGACGUCACAAACCAGGGCAGCCGUAYCCCUCCCCAACAUGUGUUCUUUGGGCAGGGUGGACCCAGCUUGUCCCUAGCCAGGCAGAAGUCCCACUCCCUAGCCCCAGGCAUGGAGGGUCUCUCCGGGGGCAGGUGUUCCCAGCGCCGGAGCUCCGAGCCUGGGGCAGCACAUCUAGGUGAAGCCCUGGUUCUGAAUAAGGCCUCACAUCCGGAGAGGCUUCACAGAGAGGCCAAACUGGGUCAGAGGUCAAAGUCAGUGGACGGGUCCCAAGACCUGGGGUUGAAGGUGUCUGACACGGACCAAAGCGGGGCUCUGAAGUUUUGCCUGUCUCCCUCUGCCACCAAGGCUGUGAGGGACUAUUUCUCGUCUCACACGCGCAGCAAUCCCCAUAGUGGUCAGCAGGUGGCGCUAGCCCUGAUUCAGGGGCAGAGGGAGCGGCUCAGGAGGUGUAGUGAUCCCAUGCUGGAGCCUGACUUUGACCAACUGCUCUUUGCUGAAGAGUCCUACGUGUGAGACCAUCACUGGUUGGGAACAGUCACACUAAUGCUUCUACAUUCUACAUACAGCUGUGAAUGUACAGGUAGAGUCAUUUAGGRCCAUAACAGAACCAAAACAUAGCGCUUAUGAGAGUCACAGAUAUAACAACCUGCUUAUUGUGGACAAACAUUCCUAUACUUACAAUGCACUUUGCUUUUCAGAAUCAAUUGGUAAUAAGACUCUUAUAUAUUAUUAUAGAUUCUACUAAAAGAGCUCACUGAAGUGAAUGUAUCAUGUACAUAUUAGGACUAGCGAGGGAAGAGUAGUUUCAGAUUAUGUAAUGUGUCGUUUUAGAUCGCAGAAGUGAACAAAUGUACUUYAGGGAUCAGGCUAUUUGGUUGGAUUACAUGUGAGAUUAUUCACAGGGACCCUUGCAGUGAACUGCCUAUGAUCAGUAUAAGAUUACUAAAACAUUUACUUCUAAACAAAAAUUCCUUACUAAACAGUGUCAGCGAGGCUGUGAUUUUGCAUUGACAGUAUUUUGUAAAUAACAUAGACGAUCUUGACUGCCAAUGAAUCAAUGUUGAUAAUGACAAAGCAAAGUGCUUUAAGCUUACAGCUGUAGUGUUUCCUCAAAAGAUUUCUAAAACUCUGUAUUUCAAUCUGUACUGUAUAUGUGGCAGGAUGUCUGUGUGUCUGAGAGAUGUUCUCUAUUCACUCUGUAUCSCUGAAGAGUUACUGAUUCUGCGAUCGAAAUGUGAAGGUCAUUUCUGAUUGAGCUGACAUACAGUAUGCAGCGUUUAGCGUGAAUGCAGUCGUCGGUAAAGCGAGACCGUUGCCUUUAAAUUUCAAUCACGCUGUAAAGUUGAACUUCCACAAUGCGGAUUGAAUAGAGCCCUAUGUUUGUAUCGAUGUAUUUGUGUCUGAGAAGUAUACAUGAAUUAUAUCAUCUGCACGGUAAAUUUACAGCAUAUGCAGUAUGAUUGUUCGCUUAUUUUCUACAUUUGAAGGUAUUCAUUUCAUACUAAUUGCUGCCAAUUGUGUUAUGUGCAUUUUCACAUAGCUUUCUACACCCUAAAUCGUGCUUUGUUCUCUUUGUAUUUGUGCCCAUAGGAUGCUUUAUAAUGUUUAAAGUGUACACGCUGUGCUGUAUUGAGAUUGUACAAGCUGGCAGAUACCGCCGCUGCUUUAAUAAACUGGCUACUACACUCGUUUGAUGUGUAACGCAUAAGAUAAUCAGAUCAUCAAAUAAAACAAACCACCUUGGCUAGUAAGACUAA
Messenger RNA from Salvelinus sp. IW2-2015, 2523 nucleotides. RefSeq lists its product as uncharacterized. Lineage: Eukaryota; Metazoa; Chordata; Actinopteri; Salmoniformes; Salmonidae. The record is from RefSeq and is a predicted model, not a curated record.